UUUCUUGCCCAGUUAAUUUUGAUGCCAAUUGUACCACAAGUUUUGCAAUUUCAUUUUGUUCUUUGUAGGCACCCAAAAGAAAAGAAAAUACUCCUAUGUCAAAUGUAAAAUGCCCCUUUAAUUUUGUUAUCAUAAAUAUAAAUACUAUGUCGUAUGAAAAAUUGGAAUUAAAGAGUUACUACGGAAAAUGGCUCAUAUGAAAGUGGAAAUCAAAGAGUUACUAAAAAGGGAAAUGGUCAUUCUCUUUAAACAGAGACAAUGGGGAAUCUAUUUUGCUGUGUACAAGUUGACCAAUCAACAGUAGCUAUCAAGGAGAGAUUUGGUAAGUUUGAUGAUGUCCUUGAGCCUGGAUGUCAUUUCUUGCCAUGGUGUAUUGGGAGCCAGAUUGCUGGUUACCUAACUUUAAGGCUCCAGCAGCUUGAUGUGCGUUGCGAGACCAAGACAAAGGAUAAUGUGUUUGUAACUGUUGUUGCUUCAAUUCAAUAUCGUGCUCUGUCUGAUAAAGCUACCGAUGCUUUUUACAAGCUUAGUAAUACUCGAUCCCAGAUCCAAGCCUAUGUGUUUGAUGUUAUCAGAGCGAGUGUUCCAAAGAUAAAUCUGGAUGAUGUCUUUGAGCAGAAGAAUCAAAUUGCUAAAGCAGUGGAGAAUGAACUUGAAAAGGCAAUGUCUGCUUAUGGUUAUGAGAUUGUUCAGACACUCAUAGUUGAUAUAGAGCCAGAUGAACACGUUAAGCGAGCUAUGAAUGAAAUCAAUGCAGCUGCAAGGUUGAGGGUAGCCGCCAAUGAGAAAGCAGAAGCAGAAAAAAUUGUCCAGAUUAAACGAGCUGAAGGUGAUGCUGAGGCUAAGUACCUAGCAGGACUAGGAGUUGCUAGACAACGCCAGGCCAUUGUUGAUGGUUUAAGGGACAGUGUUCUUGGUUUCUCGGUUAAUGUCCCAGGAACUACUGCCAAGGACGUCUUGGACAUGGUCCUCAUCACUCAGUAUUUUGACACCAUGAAGGAAAUUGGUGCCAGCUCCAAAUCCUCGGCAGUCUUUAUCCCACAUGGACCUGGUGCUGUUGGUGACAUUGCUGGGCAGAUUCGACAAGGAUUACUCCAGGGUGCAGCUGUCGAGCAACAAAAUCUUUUAUAGAUGUAUUCCAGUACCUUGUGUGGUUAUGGUUAUGUAGUAAUGUCUCCUGAUUUGUUUAUGAUGGCCACUAUUAUUCUCCACAUAUGUGUUUUGCUAAUGUAAUUACAUGCAGUUUUAUAAGUUACUAUUGCCAUCUAAUUGGCAGGUUCA
This is a messenger RNA of Capsicum annuum, 1281 nucleotides long. Its product is annotated as hypersensitive-induced response protein 1. The record is from RefSeq and is a predicted model, not a curated record. The coding region runs from base 259 to 1131 and encodes 290 amino acids. Lineage: Eukaryota; Viridiplantae; Streptophyta; Magnoliopsida; Solanales; Solanaceae. The transcript is spliced from 6 exons.